Striga hermonthica is the source of this 1686-nucleotide messenger RNA. The record is from the annotation of a GenBank genome assembly. NCBI's taxonomy places the organism in Eukaryota, Viridiplantae, Streptophyta, Magnoliopsida, Lamiales, Orobanchaceae.
AUGGGCCUCUCAGGUACCAUCUCCCCUGAUUUUGUGUCCCUAAGGUCCCUCCAGAGACUGGUCCUGGCCAACAACAACCUUACCGGCACCAUCCCGGACGGGCUUGCGGCUCUUCCGAGCCUAACAGAGCUCGAUGUGUCCAACAAUCAUCUCUAUGGAAAAAUACCCUCAUUCAGGGCCAACAUAAUCCUGAAAACCAGCGGGAACCCAAACAUCGGACAUGAUAAACCCAGCUCAAACUCCACAACCUCGUCCUCCAUGGCUGGCCCAAGCUCUGAGUCCAACUCGCGGAAAUCUCGAAACAUGACAGGUGUCAUUGUAUUCUCUGUAAUGGGAGGGCUAUUCAUCCUCUGCUUGAUCGGGCUGGCUGCCUUGUGCUUGUACAAGAGCAAGCAGAAGAGGUUCACUCGGGUCCAGAGCCCGAAUGCCAUGGUGGUCCACCCGCGCCACUCGGGUAGGUCAGACAAUGACGACAGUGUGAAGAUCACGGUGGCAGGGUCCAGUGUGAGUGUGGGAGCCCUCAGCGUGGGCCCCACCGGCGAGUCGGGCGAUAUCCAGAUGGUUGAGGCGGGGAACAUGGUGAUCUCGAUACAGGUGCUGAGAAAUGUGACCAAUAACUUCAGCGAGGAUAACGUGCUCGGCAGGGGUGGAUUUGGAACCGUCUACAGAGGGGAACUUCACGACGGGACCAAAAUCGCGGUCAAGAGAAUGGAAUGUGGGGUAAUUGCGUGGAAAGGAACUGCAGAGUUUAAAUCCGAGAUCGCGGUCCUGACCAAGGUCCGGCACAGGCAUCUGGUGGCACUGCUAGGGUACUGUCUGGAUGGGAAUGAGAAGCUGCUCAUUUAUGAGUACAUGCCGCAGGGGACGUUGAGCAGGCAUCUUUUCGGGUGGGGGGAGGAAGGGCUGAGGCCCCUGGAGUGGACAAGUAGGCUGACAGUAGCGCUGGAUGUGGCAAGAGGAGUGGAGUACCUGCACGGGCUGGCCCACCAGAGCUUCAUACACAGGGACCUCAAGCCAUCUAACAUACUUCUGGGGGACGACAUGCGGACCAAGGUGGCAGAUUUUGGGCUCGUGCGGCUUGCACCGGAGGGGAAGGGUUCAAUUGAGACGAGGAUUGCUGGGACGUUCGGGUACCUUGCACCUGAGUACGCAGUGACGGGCAGGGUGACGACCAAGGUUGACGUCUUCAGCUUCGGUGUGAUCCUCAUGGAGCUAAUCACGGGCCGUCGGGAACUGGAUGAGACGCAACCCGAGGAGAGCAUCCACCUCGUCACAUGGUUCAAGCGCAUGCACCUCAACAAAGACGCCUUCCGGAAGGCUGUGGACCCCGCCAUUGAUCUCGACGACGACACCCUGUCGAGCAUUGGCACGGUUGCUGAGCUGGCGGGCUACUGCUGCGCGCGCAAGCCCUACCAGAGGCCUGAUAUGGGCCACGCGGUCAACGUGCUCUCCUCUCUGGUUGAGCUCUGGAUGCCAUCGUCUGACCAGGGCCCGGAGGACAUUUACGGAAUUGACCUCGAGAUGUCGUUACCACAGGCUCUCAAGAAGUGGCAGGCAUUCGAGGGGCGAACCCAUGCGGACUCGUCUUCCUCGUCUUACCUGCCGAGCCUGGACAAUACCCAGACGAGCAUACCCACGAGACCCUUCGGUUUUGCCGAGUCCUUCACGUCAGCCGACGGCAGGUGA